Molecule: messenger RNA, 3015 nt
Organism: Gryllus bimaculatus (two-spotted cricket)
Lineage: Eukaryota; Metazoa; Arthropoda; Insecta; Orthoptera; Gryllidae
Source: the annotation of a GenBank genome assembly
CGCGGGCCGCCGCAGCCCGCUCGCAGUCGCCCAGAGCAGUAGUCCGAAUCGUCAGCAGCCGUAGCCGCCCCGUAUCCUCCUCCUCGACCGGUAGCGGCCAUGAGCGUUCGCGGCACCUAGGCGGGCACACGGGCAGGCGCACUUACCAUCUCAGGCGUCGAACACCUCGUCGGCGGAGCGCAGCGCAGUGGAGCAGAGCGGAGCAGAUCUCCUCGUUCGAGGCGCACCUUUUCACUCCAUCUCGCUUGAGCCAGCGUCUCGCAGAGGGCCUGCUGCUGUUGCUGCUGCUGCUGUUGCUGCCGACAGCCGAGAUGUAUCCCGACACCGCGCCCCAAUCGCGCCUGGCCGCCGCCCCGACGGUCGCGGAGGUGACGGCGCGGGUGGCGUCGCUGCUGGCGGCGCGGGAGGCGGCCGCCGUCGUGGCCAAGACCACCGACCAGCUCUUCCUCGCCGUCGAGCUGCCCGCGCCCGUCGCCGGCCGGCCCGUCCGCGCCGCCGCCAACGCUGCGGACUCGCCGCCCAGCACCAGCUCCAGCAAUAGCCCUUCACCCAGCACCAGCAGCUGCGGUGGCUCCCAGAACGACCCGAGGCCUGGGCCUUCGUCAGAAGGCCUGUGCGCUCCGGCAAACGCUGGCAGCAAGUGCUGGCUGGCUCGCAACCUCGUGUGCCUGGGCACGGCCUUCAUGGUGCUGUACAUCGGCAUGAAGGGGGCGGUCAACCUGCAGAGCUCUGUUAACGCGGAGGGCGGCCGCGGCAACUCGGGCCUCGCGGCCUAUUACACUGGCUUCCUCUUCUCCAACUUCUUCCUGCCCACCAUUCUCAUCCGGUGGGUGGGCUGCAAGGUGACGGUGAUCGUGGCCAUCCUGGCGUAUAUCCCGUACAUCGCGGCGCAGCUGUUCGCGCGCUUCUACACGCUGGUGCCCGGCGGGCUGCUGGCCGGGCUGGCGGCCGGGCCGCUGUGGGUGUCGCAGGGCACUUACCUCUCGCACAUGGCCAGCGUGUACACGGCGCACUCUGGCUCCGGCAGCAACGACGUCCUCAUGGCGCGCCUCUUCGGCGCCUUCUACAUGCUCUACCAGAUGAGCCAAGUGUGGGGCAACCUCCUCUCCUCGGCCGUUCUUUCCAAGGGCGAAACUGCAAACGUGGUGCUGAACGGUACCAGAGAGAUCUGCGGUGCCCACUUCUGCUCCUCCAGCGCCACCAGCACCGACCACCUGGCGCAGAGCAAGCCCGACCCGCACCACAUCGCAAUCAUCACCUUCACCUACCUCGCUUGCAUCCUCGUGGCCGCCGCCAUCGUCUACUUCGGAGUUGAUCCAAUACCAAAACCGGUCAGAACAAGAAAAAAUAGCACGAGCGGCGCGCCUACAGCAGACAAGACAGACAUGCUGACGAGAAACGUCGUCGAUCAAUGGAAGAGAAGCGGCUGCGAGGAGAAGAACUACGGCGCUUGCGGUGAGCUCCACAGGCCGACGGGGCAGGCCGAGCUCUACAGCAGCAUCUCCAGCACGUCGAGCGAUUCCACCUCUGGCGGCACCAUUGACGUGGAGAGCAUCCUCACUGCGUCCAACCGCGCCAUCGUGCAGAGCGGAGAUCAUGAGGCACCACCUGACGAUUCCAUCAUGGCAGUGUUCAGCGCUACGCUUCGCCUCACGACGCGCGUGGACCUUCUACUGCUGGUGCCCAUUACCACCUUCCUGGGCGCGGAGGACAGCUUCAUAGCCGCAGACUACACAGCGUCGUACGUGUCGUGCGCGUGGGGAAUCCACAACAUCGGCUACGUCAUGAUCUGCUUCGGCGUGAUGAGCUCGACGGCGGCGCUGGUGGGCGGGUCGCUGGUGAAGAUCACCGGGCGGCUGCCGGUGGUGCUGGGGGCCGCCGUGCUGCAAACGGCGGUGAUGACCGCGAUGCGCUUGUGGGAACCGGCCCCCAACGACAUUCUGCUCUUCUUCGUCAUGGCCGGCAUGUGGGGCAUGACGGACGGCAUUUGGCAGGCACAAAUCAAUGCCAUGUACGGAGUUCUUUUCGUUGGCGAAGAAGCGGCAGCCUACAGCAACUUCCGCCUGUGGGAGGGCGUAGGGUACAUUCUUGCCUAUAGCUACAGCUCCUUCCUCUGCACCAGUCAAAAACUCUACAUCCUGAUGGCUCUCUUGGCAGUUGGCAUUACUGGCUACAUAAUGGGUGAAGUGCGUGAAAAGAAUCGCACAAAGCCUCCUGAAAAUUGACACUUGCUACUGGUUUACAAAAGCACUCCUGCGCCGUCCAUCUCGCCCCCCCCCCUGCAACAAAUCAAGAUCCCCCCCACUCUCACUAAUCUGACAUGCAAUUCUAAAGCGCUGCGAUGACGUCAUCUCAUUUUCACUUGCUAAAACAUAGUGCUAGACUUCAAUCUUAUUUUUAGCCCAAAAUCUGUGCUUUUAAGAUAUUUUUCUAUUUUUAUUUAUUUUCUUGAAGAUUUGAGCCUACGACGUCUUGGGUAUUGAUGUACGCAUGUAAUGUGUUCUUGUGAAAAUGAGAUGAAUACAUAAAAAACAGUUCAGUGUUCAAAUGUUCUCCAAAAAUUGCAGAUUUCACUUGUUUAUCAGCAAAUUAUACAUUAAUACAUUAUAUGUAAAUAUUUAACGGAAUUUUAAAUUUACAUGGAUUUUUUUAAAGGUGUAAUUAGAGGUUGCAUGUUUACCUUGCGUUCCUCUAUUUCACAUGAUUAUUGCUUUAUUUUAUAAUAUGAAAUGUUGAGAGUUCAGACUUCAUAAUGAUUCCUCAGUAUGAAAUACCAUGGAGAAGUCUUAGUAACUACCCCUGUAUAAAAGUUAAAAAUGUGCCUUAAACAAUAGUUUUUGGACUCCUUAACUUUAAAUGUAUGAAUAAGUUUGUGUUCUUUCAAACGGUGAAGAAUCUUCAUGAUUUUUUUAGUUGUACAUAGCUCUGCUAAAUAUAAUUGUAAUGGCAAUUAUUUUGGAACUUAUUUGUCACUGAUAUGUAAAAAAAUAGUAAAAUAUUUGUGAUUUCUUGUGA